GGGUAAAUUAUACAAACAACGGCUUUUAUUUUAAAAAAAAAACAACAACAACAAAAACAAACUAAAGGCUCCAAAAGGUUCAUAGCAUUAACUAACUACAUUGAUAAUUAUAGCAACGAAAGGUCCUUACAAGGAUUGUAAGACAAACGUGUGUAUGUGUGUGUGUGUGGCAGAAAAGGGGAUGGGGGGAGAGUUCCGCUCUUCUUUCACUGCUCCAUCCGGGAACCUCUGAAUUAGCAUUGACAACCGAAGCGCAACUUUUUUUCCCCAGGCAAAGUGAAAUCCAGCCGCGGACUCGGACAAAAAUAUAGUCCCCCCGAUUUCAGUUCUAAAUGAGCGAAAGACAAAACAUAUCGACGAAACAAAUCUCCCACGGCUUCAAGUUGUCUCCGGUGGAGUGUUUGUGUCCGGGUGGCGGUGUGUUUGCGCCGUGUUUGGAGCACUUUGUGUAGUGGCGUGAAGUGAAGUGAACGAUGAGUCUUGUUGCCCAGUAAAGAAGAGAGAACUUGCUUUUGGCAGCGCGAGGAGUUUCUUCUUUCCUACAUGUUCAUGUCGCUUUUUUAACACCAAAUAAACCCGCAGCUCGGAGCACGCAAACUUCACAACGCAGCGAAAGUGGAAGAAAAGUGAUUUUGAAGUCGGAACAUGGAACUACAAGGCCUUCAAGAGGCGUUGAAAGUGGAAAUCCAAUGUCAUCAGGACGGAGAGCUUAAGAAACAACUACACGAAAGGCAGAGCAGAGUAACAGCCCUAAGCGAAAAACAAAAGCUAGCUGUAAGAAGUUGUCCUGUGGGGACGCCGGCCAAGACGCCGCUCUCCCUCAUCAAGCCUCCCAGCCAGAGCAUCGCCAUCUCUGUGGUGCCAGCCAAGGCACCUGUUUCCAUGGUGACCGCACACAUUAACGGACAAAAGGCGGCGAACUCUGAUGCGCUGCAGACGUCCCCCAUCAACCUGCAAACGGCCAACCGAGCGCACAGACCGGGGGAGCUGUGCCACUCACAGAUGCUGGGAACACUCACAGCAGUGCCCAUCAAGGUGCCUCAGGUCAGCUCUCUGCAUCGGCUGGCAGGGCAGUCGUCCACUGUGCUACCUCAGGUUAGGCCAAAGACUCUGAUCCUGGACAGCCUUCCCCACAGCCCAUGCCAGGAGCAGCAGUCCAGCCAGCCACUGAGCCUGGCACGUGGCACUGCUGUGCUCAGCCCCAAAAGCCAGGGACUUCGUCCCUUCAGCCCAGAGAGGAUGUCCAGCGGCCAGAGUGAGAUCACGCCACCUCCCCUGCCCGUGCCCAGUGUCUCCACAGCCACGUCCAGCCCUGGAGUUGCGUACGCCAUCAUUUCCUCCACCUCACCCGCAGCCAACGGAGUGGCAGCUAUGAGCGAGGCAGUGAAAGUGCAACCACUGAUCUUCAGCCCAGACAGCAAGGUGAUUAUAAUCCAGCCACAGAUCCCUAGCAGCUCUCAGGGUUCUCUAGGCCCCCAGGCUGAGAUCCCCUCUCAGGAGCCCAGGCUUGCCCCCUCCCCCACACACAAGCCCAAUAAAAAGGAGGAAGACCCAGAGAAAAUUGCGUUCAUGGUAGCACUCGGCCUCGUCACUACAGAACACUUGGAAGAAAUCCAGACCAAACGACAGGAGAGGAAGAGAAGAAGUACGGCGAACCCUGCAUACAGCCUGUUUGAUCCAGAGCGUAAAAGGCUUGCAGCAAAUUACCCGAACAACCCCCUCUUCCUAUCAGCCAGAGACUCUGAGGAUCUGUGUUGGAAGGAGGAGCUGGAGCAUGAUGACCAUUGUGCUGUGUGCAAAGAGGAAGGGAAUCUUCAGCAGUGCCAUAGUUGCACUCGCGCUUACCACCUAGACUGCUUACACCCUCCACUCAAAUCCCCACCCAAGGGCAUGUGGAUGUGCCCUAAGUGCCAGAAGAAGGUUCUGAAUAAAGAAAACUUGUCUUGGCCACAUAAUUUUGUUCAGUCUUAUGUCACACACAAAACAGUGAGAGAGGAGGAGAAGAGAAGAUUGAUGAGGAGGAACAGUGAGCUGAAGAAAGAGUGUGCACACUUGAAAGAAGAAGACCAGAGACUCAACAAAUCACUCUUGAAAUGCAGAGACGUAAAGGAACGUCUGCUGAGUCAGCAGAGGGAGACUCAGGCGUCUCUGGAGCGUCUCCGAGCCCUAAUCCGCCUCAUCCAGCGUGAUCACAUGAUCCAGGUCACCAUGACGGCCACCACCACCACUUCAGGGGGUGCAGCACUGCUCUCUUUGCCCUGGAUCAAACCAAACUCCACCAGCAGCACGAGCAGCUCCACAGCACCCCCUGCAGGGCCCUCCACACUGCUGCACAAGAGUGUGCUGCACUCCCAGGGCAACAACUGAACCCAUUGCAGGCAAAAACACUUUAUUCAUAACAACAUACGUGCAUUUCUUUUACCACACGGCACUUCCCGAGCUUAACGAGAGAUACUCACAAUGGAAGCUGGAGAGUGAAAUCUGGCCAAUGUGGGUUCCCCCCCAAGAGCUGUAUUGUCUUAAGGAAAAAAAAAAAAUCUAAAA
This is a messenger RNA of Ictalurus punctatus (channel catfish), 2544 nucleotides long. It is a transcript of the gene phf21b, whose product is annotated as PHD finger protein 21B. Bases 646 to 2367 code for a protein of 573 amino acids. NCBI's taxonomy places the organism in Eukaryota, Metazoa, Chordata, Actinopteri, Siluriformes, Ictaluridae. The transcript is spliced from 14 exons. The record is from RefSeq and is a predicted model, not a curated record.